Molecule: messenger RNA, 3321 nt
Organism: Naumovozyma castellii
Lineage: Eukaryota; Fungi; Ascomycota; Saccharomycetes; Saccharomycetales; Saccharomycetaceae
Gene: MLO127
Product: Mlo127p
Exons: 1
Coding region: 1-3321 (1106 amino acids)
Source: RefSeq, a predicted model, not a curated record
AUGGAACCUAAUUUCGUCCUUUCAGAAAAGAAAUCUGCAUCUGGUAUUAUUACAUCCUUUAUAACAACAUACCCUAAAUUGAUUGUAAUUGAGCCAAACCAGGUGAGAAUUUGUGAUGAUUGUACCCAAGAUAACUUUCUCAAAAGGGCACGAAUAAUAAUGACAACUGGAACCACCAUUGGAGCUACCUAUCUUCAUGAACACACUUCCGGAAAGUAUUUCCUUUUUCUAUUAAAGGCAUCUGGCGCUCUCGAAUUGAUGAAUGAGGAUUUUGAACGUCUAGAUAUCAUAGAAACUGACAUAUUACAAGAUGAAGGACCCAAGUUCUUUUCUUUCGAUCCACUUAAGGAGAGCUUAUACAUUAACCUGAAGAAAGAUAAAUUAUUUGAGUUUAGGUAUAAGGCCAAGAAAAAUGGUGUGAUUUCCUUUAUUCAUAUUGGUGCUCACCAAACAGCAAUUUAUUGUUUCCCUGAUGAAAUUGUUGAUUUAAAAUCGUUUGCAGACCUGGAUGAGGAACAAAGAGAAUGCAGUGUGCUUGCAGUCUUAAUGAGGAAAAAAAGAUCAUGGAAAUUCUCAUUUCAGACAUUAUUUCGAAAAGGUUAUACGCAUAGCAGAUCAAAAAAAUCUUCCAGUUGGAUGUCGUCCCACAAUUACUUUGAAUUUUCCCCACUUUCUGAGGAAUUUGAUUACGAACCAAAUGAUGAUAUUAACUUGGUUUCGCUUUCGGUGCUUAAGGAUAUUGGUUGCUUUAUCUUUACUCCCUUACAAUCAUACUUUAUUACAAAUUCAAAUUUUGCUGAUCACCAAAUCAAUGAUAUCCUUGUAACAGAUAAAUAUAUAGGUAGAGGAAUUUGUGCGUCCUCGGAUGAAGUCCGUGCAUUAUUGGAAUCCCCCCUUCUGAACGACACUAUUACAAACUUUAACGAGUCUACGGGAAUAAUCUUUGAAUUGAUAAAGUGUGAUGGGUCCAUUAUUCAAGUAAGCUUUUCUCAGCGGUAUUUUGACACAGAUACCGGAGUUAUUUAUUGGAACGAUUUUGAAGUAACUACCAAGCCUAUGCUUUCUGAUGCUGCCUUCUGUCAAAAUACAAAAUCCAUAUCUAAACUUUUUCUUUUGGAAGUUUCUUUGUGCAUGCUCUACAUAACACAUGAUGGGCUUCUGAUCUGGGACACAAAUAGAAGUAUGAUUAUUUCAAAAGAUUCAUACAAAACAUCGCUGGAUAUAUAUACCAAGAUACUAGGAUAUGAUAUACCAAAAACAGUUUCCUGCGGGAUUAUAGACUCUGAUAUAGGGUUCUUAGAAACUCAGUUUAACGGUGUCAAAACAAGGAGUAACAUAUUAUUUCAGGUAACUGGAGACUUAACGAACAUAUGGCAUAGGGGUGAUGAUCUCUUCUGGAGUACUUCAGAUGGUACUUUAUUCAAAAACGACCAGAUUAUAGAACAAUUUGAAGUAGAUGCAUCUAUAUUUGUAUUAGCAAACGGAGAGAUAAUUAAAAACGAUGCAUUCAUAUUAUCUAUCGAUAUUAUCAAUUCUACUGGUAGAUAUUGUUACAUAACUUCAAAGGGUUGUUUACGAUGGAGUGAUAAGGAGCAAGUCUUCCACAUACCCAAUUUUAAGCAUAGUUCUCUUGUCAAUUAUCUUUUAUACUCGAUUCAAUUGACGAAAGAAUUAGAUCUGACAGUCAUGAUCAUUGACCAUGAAAUUAAUGUAUUUGAGAAUACCAAACAAACUAAAAAACUGAACUUUUCAGAUUCUAUGUCAACUCUAACCGAUCUCGCCUUAUAUUGUAAGAAUGAUACGAAGCACUUAUUACUGGUAGAUAUUGAUGGAUUAUUGAGCGUCAUCGAAUUAGGACACGAUAAAAUGGUUUUUAAAAGUAGAUUAGGUAGCAAAAUAAUGCAUUUCACCCAAAUUCCUGACUCGAGUUCUUUCAUAGUGUAUUCUGAUGAAGACGCAUUUUUGUUAACAUAUAAGUUUGCAGGAAGGUAUCGCUUGUCUUACUUCGACAUGCCAUUUUUGAUCAAGAGAACAGUUGCAAAGGAUAAUAAGAAUUUUAAUCUAUGCACCAAAGAUAACAAAAUUUAUAACAUUUCCUUUGAAAACGAACCGGUAAUAAUAAAAAAAAUUGAUUAUACAGACAAAAUGACAAUAAAUAAGUUGAUAAUGCUCCCAUGCUCAAACAGAUUUAUUAUCGCCUCCUGCUUUAGAAGUACAACAAACCACAUGGAAGUUGAUAGUAACGAAUAUAUUUCUGAUCUUUAUAUUUUUGAUAUCAAAACACCACUUUCUGGAUGGUAUUUAAAUAUACCUGAAAAAUAUAGAGAUGCAACAGUUACUGAUAUUAUGCCAAUUCCCUUCGUGAAUCCAGAAGCAAAAGGUGAAACCUCUGUUGGUGAAACCUUCUAUGCUAAAAGAGCGGCAUUUGAUAGGUGUUUUAUGGUAUCGCUAGAUUACCAUUCUAGCGAUGAGGAACAGUCUCCGAACUUAUUAUUAUAUACCAUUGAUGAAGAUACAGGAAAGGUAGACUAUCAAACUGGAAUAAGCACCUCCUAUUCUAUUACGAAAAUGCACAACUAUUAUAACCAGACAAUACUUGUUGCUGGCGGGUUUCUGCAAGCUCUUAAAGUAGAUUAUUCUGUCAAGGAAAACGCAUUCACCAUAGAUCCUGUUUCCAGCUCUUUUGAACUCCGAGGUUAUGUGACAAAUUUGAUAACUUUCCCUUAUGAAUGCCCCGAACCAGAAUCGACAAUUAUGAAAGAAGAUAGAAUUCUCUUAUCCAAUAUUCUUAAAGGUAUUCAAGAAUUUAAACUCUUUAGAACAUUGAAAACGGGACGGAUUAGAAUAGAACCUACAUUAUUUUCUGAAUCACAUCCCUUAACUAAAGAAUUUUCUGGCGUCAAACUAAUACUUGAUAUUGAGAGGGUUCAGCUACCAAAUAUCACUUGCUUUGCUGUUUGCAUGAACGGUUCAAAGAUACUACUUUAUUAUUCGAUUCACAAUGCUGAAUAUCGUUCUAUCGAAUUUGGAUUGGAUAGCCCCGUAAUUAGCUUGACUCCUGCUACAACCCCCUCAAGCUCACUACCUCCAGUAGCUAUCACUGAUGCCGAACCAAUUCAACCUUUAUUCUUUGUAAAUACUCAAAAUGGUGGAUUGUAUGUUAUUAGAACGAUCCAAGAUGAAAGACAACUAGAAGAUGCCAAAUUUCAUUUGAAUUCCAAAAUGAUAGAGCAAUAUAAAUACCUAGGAAUAAUCACUGAAAUGGAAGAUAACUUAGAUGUCCCAUUCUUUGAUGAAAGGAUCUUGAAAGUGACACCUUAA